Messenger RNA from Necator americanus (New World hookworm), 621 nucleotides. RefSeq lists its product as uncharacterized. The transcript is spliced from 8 exons. Lineage: Eukaryota; Metazoa; Nematoda; Chromadorea; Rhabditida; Ancylostomatidae. Bases 1 to 621 code for a protein of 206 amino acids. The record is from RefSeq and is a predicted model, not a curated record.
AUGUCAAAAUUGGAAUUGAAUUUUGUAAAAAUGUAUACAUACGGAGGUGGUGUGGCGCAAGUAAAUAAUUUUGUCUGGACUUCUAUUACUAACACACCACAACAAACAUCCUGUCUGGAGUAUCUCCUGAUCCUACGGAAACUUAUCUUCCCUAAAAUGCUGCUUCUACGAACUUUUCUGAUAGUGGUUAUGUUGCUCGUCGUUCUUCCUACGGCUACUGCAGUAAGGCACUCGUGCAUGGAUCAGUGUUACCGCUCUUCAUGGUACGGUCUGCACUCGUGCAUUCUCCGCUGUAUAUUCGAGGAUGUUGUUCACCCCGUUCACACAACUAAAUCAUCCUUAAACGUCAUUGACAUGUCUGCGCUAAAAUUAUGCGUCUUGUUGGGCACAUUGUCCCUCGUAGUCUCAUUGAGUUCCAGAGAAACAUCUGAAAGUUGUUAUCGAUCGUGCACAGAAAUGGGGAGCAGAGUUUGCCUCAAGACACGCUGUCCUGAAAAAGUGUAUCAGUGCUUCACGCGUUGCUACAAGCUUGAAACCGAAGAGUGCUUCAUCAAGUGCAAACGAAGAGUGUGGUAUCGUUCAGAGUAUUUAUGUAAGAUUCAAUGCCAAUCGAGGAUGUGA